AUGGUGCGAGUAUCUGUGGCGCUCCACAACAGAGCCUCGAAUCCCGUCGCGGUCACGGUCCACUACUUCGAUUCUCCAACAGUCAGCAACCCCAACCGUGUCAAGGCCACAUUGGCACCUGGAAUCUUUCUGUCUUCCCUACGACCUACUAAAUGGAGUCAACUUCAAUUCCGCAUACUCCCCUGCUUUCGUCGUUACCAACGCCCUCCUGCCAUGGCUAGCCUCUCUAGAUCAGAGGUUAUCAGGAGCAAACCAAUUGCGGACGGGCUGAAUGUGUUUCGCGAUUCAUUCAAUUCUUUGUGUGAGGGACUUGGGGUAUCUAGUUCUGUGGACGGGUUGCAGCGCAUUGGUCAUGAAGGUCUCCAAAAUCUAGCACUUGAUCUUAUAUUAGCCUUGCUAGUCCUCCCUGUCUCUCGGAUAUUACCUUCCAAUAUCGGCAAUAAAAAUCUCUUCGGUGACCUUUCAAGGCUCAACUCGGCAGUCAAUAGCGAUGACUUCGACAUCGAACGGGUCACACCUCUGUUGAAAGCGGUAAUCAAUAACGAAUCCGACGACAUCAUCUGGGGCAAAGCUUACGCUGCUGUCACUGAGUUCACACCACCCCCUCGGCCACUGCCAUUCUUGAAUCAAACCCCUUGGUCCAACGCUACAAGCAGUAUUGUCAACUCUUCGGAGCACAGGAAAUAUGUGGAUGAUGUGCUGAAGGACGAGUUGGGGUCGUCGCUCUAUAUUGGGGUGCCUGGGUUCUACGACGCGUUCUUUAGACACGUGGAAGAGCUAGAUUCUAUAUCCGAGGCUGUCUUUGAACAAUGUCAGGAGGGGGGAGAACCCAUUUUUAGCGAUGGAGGCGGCUGGCGUGACUGGCCCAAUGAAGCAAAAGAGCCAGAAGUCUUGAAGUGGUUUGCAGAGAAGAUUGAUCAGUUUUUGGGCUUCGCAACGGACCACAGAAAUGUUCCACGAAGACUUUUAGCGCAGCCCAACCAACCUUUGGAAGGUUCGACAGCAGAGCGCAAGCUGGACAUUGGCUUCGUUAAUAACGUAGACGCUGAGGACAAUUCUAAAUGUCACUGGUCCGAGAUUCUGGCCAUAGGAGAGCUCAAAAGCAAACCGGGUGGUGAUACGCUCUCGAAGACAUGGCGCGACCUGGCAAGAUAUGCGAGAGAGGUCUUCUUCGCUCAGGACACUCGCCGCUUCGUACUAGGCUUCACGCUCUGCGGGUCGAUCAUGAGACUCUGGGAAUUCGACCGGUUAGGCGGAAUUGCAUCCUCUCCUUUCGACAUCAAUCAGGACGGAUUACAAUUUGUGUCAGUGGUACUAGGAUAUCUCUGGAUGAACAAAACACAGCUCGGUUUCGACCCCACCAUACUGGAGGCAGGCGGAGAAAGAUACAUAGAAAUCAUGCGCCACGGGCGUAAAGAGCGCCUUGUGAUUGACGAGACGAUGAAACGGGCAGGAUGCGUUGCCGGCCGAGCGACAACCUGCUGGAAGGCACAUCUUGCGGAUGAUGAUACAAAAGCACCUCUAGUGAUAAAAGACUCGUGGCAGUAUCCGGAACGGGAUGAGGAAGGGGAAUUGCUACGGGAAGCAACAGAUAAGGAAGUGGUCAAUGUUGCGAGGCAUUACUGCCAUGAGACCGUACACGUGGCUGGCGAGCGGGACGACGUCCGAGGCAAUGUACGGAGGAAUUUGGAUAUUUCAAAGGCAGCUAACUACUUCGUCCAACGGAAAAAGGCAGAAGGCUCGAUGUUGCCUCCCAAACCGUCUGGCAUGGAUUCCAGCCGAAGGGGCCGAUCAACCGCUGAUACUAUCAAUCGGAAGAGGUCAUCUAGUUCGCUUGACGCGACCCUACCACCAAAGAAGCGCACUUGCUCCAGCUCCCCAACAAAAAGGGUGCAAACUCCUUCGACGCAUAACCGAAUCCGCCGUCGCGUCAUCGUCCGCGACUACGGCACACCUAUAUACAAGGCAAGCUCUUGUGUCGCCAUGGUUGCUGCGUUGGAGGGUUGCAUUGAAGGAUACGAGUCUCUACACGGCCGGGCUAGCAUGCUCCAGCGCGACGUGUCGAUUGGCAACCUCAUGAUGAAUGAGGAUGUCGAUAACCCUUCCUGGGCCUCAUUCCUCAUCGAUCUCGACCUUGCAAUUAGAUCGGAGCGUGAGGAGCCUUCCGGAGCUCGAAGUAUGACCGGCACGAGGGCUUUCAUGGCCAUUGGGGUACUCCUUGGCGAGAAGCAUUCGUUCAUGCAUGAUCUAGAAUCGUUCUUCUGGGUACUCUUGUGGAUUUGCAUCCACUAUAAUGGGCCGGCUGAGAAACCGACAGUUGUCCAUAGGUUUGACAAGUGGAACUUUUCAGAGACAGAAGAAUUGGCGGAGUCGAAGAAAGGGGCAGUGGUCCAUGAAGGAGAUUUUAAGAGGAUGAUAGAGGAGAAUAUUAGGCCAUACUACAAGUCACUUCAGCCUUGGCUAAAUCGUUUACGAAAGGUGGUGUUUCCAAACGGCGGGAGGUGGGAAAAGGAAGAUAGAGGCCUAUAUUCUCGGAUGAAAGAGGUUCUCCGAGAGGCACAGAGGGACUUGAAUGUAGCAGCAGAGGUAGCAUAA
Molecule: messenger RNA, 2595 nt
Organism: Pseudogymnoascus destructans
Lineage: Eukaryota; Fungi; Ascomycota; Leotiomycetes; Thelebolales; Thelebolaceae
Exons: 3
Coding region: 1-2595 (864 amino acids)
Source: RefSeq, a predicted model, not a curated record